Messenger RNA from Prorocentrum cordatum, 483 nucleotides. The record is from the annotation of a GenBank genome assembly. Lineage: Eukaryota; Dinophyceae; Prorocentrales; Prorocentraceae.
AGGACACCUCGCGGCGCUGCCCGGAGUGCGGCGGGCCUCCCGCGCCGAUGGAGCCCACCGUGCCCGACGUGCUGCUCGGGCCGUGGUUCACGCUGCUGGCGGUCGUCAUGCUGGCGGCAGCCAUCUUCGCGUCGCUCGCGCUGGUCUCGGUGGAGAUGAAGCCUGUCCGGCUGUACGAGGCGAUAUCCGCCGCCAUCAGUUCGGAGGAGGAGGAGGAGAAGACCAGGGAGCUGGCAGAGGCCGGCCAGGGCGCCUCCUCCGCGGACGCGGGGCACCCGAAGAAGAGGAGCAAGCCGAGGCGGCUGCGGCUGUCGAAGCUGAAGUACUUCUUCCUGGCGGACCGCCGCUCCGCGCCGGAGCCCGACGACCCGCACCUGCUGCCCGACAGCGCGUGGGUCGCCCCGGAUCCGCCGUGCGACGACCAGAAGGUCGAGGUGUUCGAGCUGCCAGACGAGCAGUGGGUGUCGCCGGUGGCAAGCCAGG